Cicer arietinum (chickpea) is the source of this 1879-nucleotide messenger RNA. Its product is annotated as auxin-responsive protein SAUR72-like. Gene Ontology annotation, biological process: response to auxin. NCBI's taxonomy places the organism in Eukaryota, Viridiplantae, Streptophyta, Magnoliopsida, Fabales, Fabaceae. The record is from RefSeq and is a predicted model, not a curated record.
AUAUUUUUCAAAAAAACGAAGGCAAAUUUAGUUGGUAAGGAUGCAAAUAAUUAUAUUUUAUAAUAACAAGAGUUCAAAUUUUUCUAUGUGGUGGAUAGUGUUUUUGUAAUUCAAGUGUAUUGAUUAGUUUUAUAUUGAUUAUGAAUAGAUUAAAUGAAUAUAUAUUUAAUGUCUUAAGUUUUAGGGUUAAUAUGUGAUGUGAUGUAUGAGUCUCUUAAGGGUCUUGUCAUUGAUUUAUGGGUGCUUUCAUAACUCCUCAACAAGUGGUAUUGAGUGUGUUUGGUUCAAGAGUAGACAGAGAAGGAGAGAUUUGAAUGGAGGAGAGAGAAGGGAAGAGAAAUAAAAACAUAUUUAGUUAAAAAGAAGAGAAAGAAAUUUUUUAAAUUGUUUUGUGUUUGAUUUAAAGGGAAACAAAGGACUUUCAAUGGCUUUGUUUUUUUUUUUAUUUUGGUUAUCUUCCCACCUCCGCAAAUCCUCUCAAAAUAAAGAGAGAGCAAAAAUAAAUAUCGGAGGGAUUUUGAUCCACUCUCUUCUUAAAAGUUGAACCAAACACAUUUAAAAAAAAUAUUAUCUCUCUCCUUCCCGUCAAACCUCUUAAACCAAACACACGCUUAGAGAUCCCUUAUGGUGAAGUUUGGUGCUCAUAGUGGGUUUUGUUGGCCGUUAACGAGUAUGGCGACGUGAGAGACUCAUAGUUGAGUGUUUAAAAUUCUAGUGUGAGUUGUUAACCUUAUAAAUAGUGAUGUGAGAGAUUUACACUUCAUGAUUUAAAUUUAUUUAUGAGUGAUUACUCUUAUAACGAUUAGGCGUGUUUUUUCAGCCUUGAGGUCUAUUUUAACCCUAACGAGCUUUGGUAAUCCAACUCAAUUAAUUUUUUAAUUAUAAACAAUAUAAAAUUGAACCUUUUAACAUUGAGAUUCUCAAGGUAUCGUCCUCCUUCUAUAAAUAGGAGUCAUUGCACCAACUCAUAUAGCCAGGAUUAAGUUUAGCCCAAAAAUGAAGAGGGAACCAUGUUCAAAUGAUCCAAUCCUCCAUCUAACUAUAUAACCUAAAACCUCAAAAAGAGAGGCACCAUAUACAUAUCCAUAUCCAUUAACAUGGAUCCACCAAAGAAACCUAACAAGAUUAGAGAAAUCGUUAGACUUCAACAGAUCCUUAAGAAAUGGAGAAGAAUAGCUAAUGCUUCAAAAACAAGCAGAAGUAACAACAGCAGCAGUAGCAGUACUAGUAAAGGCAUAAAGUUUCUGAAAAGAACACUUUCAAUGUCUGAACGUGAUCAAGGAGGAGGAUCAAGCAACGUGGUUCCCAAAGGUUACCUAGCUGUUUGUGUUGGGGUAGACCUUAACAGGUUUGUUAUACCAACUGAGUAUUUGGGUCAUCAAGCCUUUCAUAUAUUACUCAGAGAAACUGAAGAAGAAUUUGGGUUUGAACAAACUGGUGUUCUGAGGAUUCCUUGUGAAGUUUCUGUUUUUGAGAGUAUCUUGAAGAUGGUGGAGGGAAAGGAUAACAGGCUUUCUACUCAGAAAUGUAGGUUUGGUAUUGAAAAGAUGAUGGGAUACUGUUCCUCAAACCAGCUUGGUUAUUCUCAUCAGCCUCAAAGUCCUAUGUGCAGUUAGUCACUUCACAAUUUUAACCAACGAUUUUUUUUAAUCUUUUGCUAGCUCUUUAUGUAAGCCAAUAUCUAUGUAUUAGUUAUAUAUAUAUAUAUCUGAGAAGAAUACAACUUUUACUUUUAAUAUUUUGCUACUGUCUUUUUCUUUUCUUCUUGGCGGAACCAGUUUAGCAAUUUUGGAUGAAGGGUGAUAAUUUGGUAAUUGACAAACUUAUUAGUAUACCAUACUAAACUACGCAAUAUAAUCUAUUAUUCUAGAACUGAAAA